UCUUCAAUUUCCAGUUGUUUUGAAACAGUGGUGGAUGCAUCCAUAAUAGAUCUCAUGGUUAUUGUUUUUUAAUUCCUGGAAGAUGAGAUGAUGAUGACGAGCUCGUUAUUAUUGGCCACAAUCUCUUCAAAGCUUUCUUUGCGAUGGCUUCGUUUAAAUACAAUGGAGAAUGGUUGCAAGAGAGAAGAGGCGGCUUAAUCGGUGCGAUUUUUAACUCCGUGGUGCCUCGAAGCGAGCAGGGUUCUCGCGUCGCUCGUCGAGGAAGGAGGUUUCCUCGUAAUUUUCUUAAACCUAGAUUCUUCAAUUGGAUUCUGCUUCUUCUUGCUCUACUCUUCUUGUUCGUCUUUGCUGCAUUUGGCCUUAAAUUACUCUCCCAUGGUAAUGAGGAAGAAAAACAUCUGCCCUUGUUAAAAGAAGUACAUCAACAAAUUUCCAGCUACGAUGCUACCCCAACGCCACCCAAAAGCAAGCGUCGUAAGCAGCAUUUUCCUUGCGAAGUUGGGCUUGCAGAUGCAGUUGAUAAUAUUUUAGAGCCCAAGAAUUAUAUGAACUAUACACAGUUUUCACUAGACUAUGUAGAGAGGGAGGAGAAUCGUUUGCAUGCCAACUCACGUCAGAAUAGAUUUGGAGGGUAUCAAACUCUUGAAGAAAGAGAGAACUCGUUCUUCGCUAGGAAUCAAACUAUUCACUGUGGUUUUGUCAAAGGAAUGUCAAGAUUAUCAAGCCCUGGAUUUGAGUUGAGUGAAGAUGACAAGGCAUACAUGAAUACUUGUCUUGUUGCAGUAUCUUCUUGCAUUUUUGGAAGCUCUGACUUUCUAAGAAGACCAACUAGCAGAUUGAUAAGUGAAUUUUCCAAGAAAAAUGUGUGUUUUGUUAUGUUUGUGGAUGAGCAAACACUGUCGAAAUUGUCUUCGGAAGGGCACACUCCUGAUGAGAAAGGAUAUGUUGGUCUGUGGAAAAUUGUUGUUGUGAAGAACUUACCGUACUUGGACAUGCGGAAAACUGGAAAGGUCCCAAAGUUUUUAUCUCAUCGUCUUUUCCCUUCUUCUUGGUAUUCAAUUUGGCUUGACAGUAAGAUGCGACUUAAUACUGACCCCAUGCUUAUCAUUGAAUUCUUUUUGUGGCGAAUGAGAGCAGAGUAUGCCAUUUCAAACCACUAUGAUCGCCAUUGUGUUUGGGAAGAGGUACUACAAAAUAAGCGUCUGAAUAAGUACAACCAUACCGCCAUUGAUGAGCAAUUUAUGUUUUACCAGUCUGAUGGGCUCAGAAAGUUUGAUCCUUCAGACCCAAAUACUCCUCUUUCAAGUUAUGUGCCCGAAGGUUCCUUUAUCAUCCGAGCCCAUACACCAAUGUCAAAUUUAUUUUCUUGCUUGUGGUUCAAUGAAGUUGAUCGAUUUACCUCACGAGACCAACUUAGCUUUGCAUAUACUUUUUUGAAGUUAAGGAGAAUGAAUCCAGAUAGACCAUUCCAUCUAAAUAUGUUCAAGGACUGUCAGCGCAGAGCGUUAGCAAAACUAUUCAGGCAUCGGUUGUUGUCAUCUCCACCACCUCCUUAACCAAUCAGAUUAAUGCUAGUUUUCUGGAGCGCAAAGCAGUCUAUGAAGCGAUAUGCUCGCCGAAAGCAAAACACGGUUCUUUACGAAGUAAACCCACGACCCCGGGUAUCUUUUUUCCAUGGGGUUUUCAAGCAUGGCAGGAAUUAAAAGCGGAACCCGUUUCUUUGGAUAGCUGUAAGUGCUUAAUUACAGUUGGCAGAGAGUAGACAUAUGGUGAAGAAACGAUAGAGCCUUAUUGGCCUUAGAAGAUGGUUCAAUGUUAAAAACUGCAUUGACACAAUCUGCCGUUCUCUGUUAAGCCAACUUCCUAUGAAAACUUUUCUCAUAACAACACUUUGUAAUAUCCUUUCAAUUUUAUAUUAUUUGUACUUGAAAUGAAUGCCAGAUAGGGUUAUAUGUUUAAUGAGUAUUUAUUUAUU
Molecule: messenger RNA, 1975 nt
Organism: Hibiscus syriacus
Lineage: Eukaryota; Viridiplantae; Streptophyta; Magnoliopsida; Malvales; Malvaceae
Exons: 8
Coding region: 144-1556 (470 amino acids)
Source: RefSeq, a predicted model, not a curated record